Phanerochaete carnosa HHB-10118-sp is the source of this 732-nucleotide messenger RNA. RefSeq lists its product as uncharacterized. The annotation marks the transcript as partial. The record is from RefSeq and is a predicted model, not a curated record. The transcript has a single exon. NCBI's taxonomy places the organism in Eukaryota, Fungi, Basidiomycota, Agaricomycetes, Polyporales, Phanerochaetaceae.
UUCAACGUGCUCUCAGACUUGUCUAACCGUGACAUCGUCGGCGGUCUCGACCCCCUGGCGUCGUUCGAUGAGAACCCAUCUGACAUCUCAAUAACGGAAGAGUGCGACCCAGCCGAAUGCAACGUACCGAAUGGCUCCGGACCCAUUGCUUUUAACGAACAUUACAUGUCCGUAAUAGGCUCUGCAAAUUCGCAAGCCCCUAUAUCAAUCAUGCCACCUCCCUACGAUAACGCCCCGUCGCCCUCCGCUUACGAUCACACCUUCACUGCGUCGAGUAAUGGCGCAUGUGACGACCGCUCUCGAGCUUUGUCGCCCUCGUCUGACAUACCUCCGAACUCGCCGCCUCCCAAUUCUCUCACGCAGAACUUUGAGAGUAUGCGCUUCGAAUCACCGAGCUGGUCGACCUCUCGGCUGCCCCCAGACGGGCAUUCGUCACCAGCGCAACGGCAGAAAAAAACGGGAUCUCUUCCCCAGUUCGUCAUUCCGGUUGCCUUGAGUCCAGCGACUGCCGUUCGCGAUGAGCCGCCGACGAUCAACGCUUCGGACGACAGUAUGCAGACUGGUCCUCAGCUGCAUAUCGUCCCUACGAUGCCGAUCAGUAGUGGUGACGGAGUUACACAGAGCGUCCCAAUGCUUCAGCAAGGUGUGUGCUAUUUACUUAUGGUCUUCUGCUUCGCUCUUGCCACGUUUCCUUCCGUCUCUUCGACGCUGCGGAAAUGGUCGCAGGCUUAG